UGCUAGGGACAAUAUUUGAAAUAGAUCAGAGAGUUUAAAAUGCUAAAGCAAGAGUUCCACUCGUAAUUUCAGAAGAAAAUAGGAGUCUUACGGGAGAGUACAAUUCUAACAUUGAGCUGAAUUAUUGUGACUACAUCUAUAAUUUGAUAGCAAAUUCCAAUAUUUUACUUUCCUAAUAUCAGAUACUACAAAAUAUGGCUUCCAUUUUACCUGCCUCCAAUAGACCUGAUGAGCAUGCAUACCGUGGGAAAAGGUUUGUACAUGUUAAAAAUCCUUACCUGGAUACGAUGGAUGAAGAUAUUCUCUACCACCUAGAUUUAGGAACAAGAACACACAACCUACCAGCAAUGUUCGGGGAUAUAAAGUUUGUCUGUGUCGGGGGAAGUCCCAACAGAAUGAAAGCAUUUGCACUGUUUAUGCACAAAGAGCUUGGGUUGGCCAGAAGUGGAGACGACAUUAAGGACAUCUGUGCUGGAACAGACAGAUAUUGCAUGUUCAAAACCGGCCCUGUGCUCUCCAUCAGUCAUGGCAUGGGCAUCCCCUCCAUUUCUAUUAUGCUUCAUGAACUCAUCAAAUUACUACACCAUGCACGAUGUUGUGACGUUACCAUUAUCAGAAUGGGUACAUCAGGGGGAAUCGGAAUUGCACCAGGCUCGGUUGUAAUAACAGACACAGCUGUAGAUUCCUUCUUCAAGCCCCAGUUUGAGCAGGUGAUUCUGGACAACAUUGUUACUCGAAGUACUGAACUUGACAAGGAACUGGUAGAAGAGCUAUUCAACUGCAGCAAAGAAAUUCCCAACUUCCCAACCCUCAUCGGCCACACGAUGUGUACCUAUGACUUCUAUGAAGGACAAGGUCGAUUAGAUGGAGCACUGUGUUCUUUUUCUAGAGAAAAAAAGUUAGAUUACUUGAAGAGAGCAUACAAAGCUGGUGUCAGGAAUAUAGAAAUGGAAUCUACAGUGUUUGCAUCCAUGUGUGGACUCUGUGGCCUAAAAGCUGCCGUGGUCUGUGUGACCCUUCUUGACAGACUCCACUCUGACCAGAUCAACCUGUCCCAUGAUGUAUUGGUGGAGUACCAGCAACGGCCUCAGCUGCUAAUUGCAAAUUUCAUCAAAAAGCAGCUUGGACUUCAUGACCAGAUGUCAUAACUUGGCAAACCAACUCUCCCUUUCAAGUUGGUAGAUCAACUUGUGAUGUUGAGACUAUGUAUUAUUUGCAGCAUGUUCAUAUCAUCACCAGUCACUUGCUAAAAUCAUAAUGGAGAGAUUUCUUUGUUUCUUUGUCUUAAAAAUGAACUUAUUGUAAGAGACUUUAAUAUCCAAAUUAAAUUCAAAUUCCAUUUUCGAAUAAGUUAACUGAAUCAGUCAAGUAAUUAAAAUUUUAAACUCCUGGACUGUGACAUUUGGAGUUUCAUAUAUAGCAUUAAUUAAAUUCACAUCAAAAUAGAUCAUCCAUGUGCAGAGAGUUACCAGUCAUUCUCCUUCUGAAAUAGGUCCAGAAAUUCAUGUUAGGAUAUUGUCAGGCACUUCGAGAUGUUGGACAAAUGGCAGAAAUUGAUCAUGCACAUUUAAAAUAUUGACAGAAAAAGUGUCAAAAAUGGAGAUCUGCAAGGGAGAGUUAUUCUUAGGGAAGUAUGAUCAUACUUCUUUUCAGUGUCCACACAAUCUCAGUGCAGCAGAAUGGGAUUAGAGGUUUAUAUGGGCCUCUGUUUGUGAUUUAAUCACAAACCAUAACAACUCGGGAUUACACAUUUAUUGUAAAAUGAAAACUCCUGGUAAUUCAAAGAUAGCUCUUUCUUCAGAAACCACAAUGACUAAAUUGCUUUCUGGUAAUCUUAUUUUUUUCUUUUAAGGAAAUGUGCUUUGAGGAGGUUGUAUAUAUGUUUUGUUUCAAUGUGAACUUGGCUAAGGAAUUACCAACAACUGAAUUUGUCCAGAUGCUAAUACACCCCUAUACCACUCAGCUCUCUGGGAGGCAAGGUGCACUUACCGGUCACACCAUAUUCUCUGUGAGCUAAUCCUGCCUUCUGUAUUCUUGUGAAAUGGACAUACUGAGGAAAGAAUGGAUGAAGGUGGAAGUAGAUCAUUGCAAAUUUGUAUAAUAUAUAAUAUUGUGUACAUAUAUUUAUAUGGUUGAAAUUCAGAUAAAAUUCCAUUCCAACCAUGAUG
Molecule: messenger RNA, 2168 nt
Organism: Perognathus longimembris pacificus (Pacific pocket mouse)
Lineage: Eukaryota; Metazoa; Chordata; Mammalia; Rodentia; Heteromyidae
Gene: Upp2
Product: uridine phosphorylase 2
Exons: 7
Coding region: 195-1148 (317 amino acids)
Biological process (GO): nucleotide catabolic process; uridine catabolic process
Cellular component (GO): cytoplasm; cytosol
Molecular function (GO): uridine phosphorylase activity
Source: RefSeq, a predicted model, not a curated record